AUGGAUUUAGAGAAGUCCGACACAAAGCCAAGCCCUAUUUCAGUCACUUUCAAGCGCCGAAUCCCCAACUUCUUCUUUCACUACAAACUUCUCUUAUGGAAGAGCACAUUGCUCCGAAUACGUGAACCCUGGGUUAUCCUCGGCGAAUUGCUUCUCCCCGCCCUUAUUAUCAUUGUUGUUGUUGGUCUGCGGUUCGCUGAAUUGCCUAAACCCCACCCCCCUUGUCACCUUGUUUCCCAACCCCUCCCUAGCAUGGGUUUUAUCAACUAUAUGCGCCACGUUGUCUGCAACUUUAACUAUACCUGCAGCCCUCAUGACGUCGAUGAUCAAAGUCAGGCAAUUGUGGUGCCCAUGUGGAUGUCUUUUCUGGAUAAACAGAGCCCUAAAAACCUUGAAGAAUUUUCCAAUCUUGUUCGAACCUUUUCGAAGUUAAAAGGUGAGAACCAAACUUCCGAUGACCAAUCUCUCUUGUCUGAACUAUUCUGCCAGGAGUCGAUUUCGAGUAUUAUUACUGCACUUACUCCUCCUCGUACUGCAAAAGAGCUAAAUAUUUUCUGCUCUUCUCCCGCCUUCAUUCAAAGGAUGAUGCUUCCGGCAUUGUUUCGCAAAGUGGCCAGCACCAUUGGUCGUGUGCUUCCCAAGGAAGUAAACUCCGUCCCAUCUGUCUUGAUUGACUCUGAACCCACCGAUUUUGAACAUCUCAGAGGGCAGAUUCGAAAUAUGUCGAUUUUAUUUUGUGGCAAUCAAAUGGGCUCAAACAGCUUCCUGUCCCUCGUCAAUGUCAUGAAGGAUUUGGGUGAUAAAGUUGUCAAAAACGCACUUAAUCAAACUUGGAUAAAUGUACAAACAAAAAAUGCGACAGUCUGCUCCAUCAUGAAGUCCAUUUUCAGACAAAAAGCUCUGAGUCCAUGGACCACACGAUUGAGAAGCGUUUUAGAAGGAGAGGUUUUUUACUACCCAAUCACCAACACUACUCAAGAAAUAAUGAAGCGAGCCAACAACACCGCAGUUAUGCUUGAAAAACUGAAGGAAAUUUCCACGGGUUGGAUGACUUCAAAAGACACAUUGAUACCGCACAUUUUCGUGAAUAGUACUAUGUCAAAAACUCUGCGAAUAAUCGCCAUACUGUGUUCCAGAAAUCCAAAUUUGGAUCCAAAAUCUCGUGAGCAGUGUCGUCGUUUGAAUGCCUUUUUAAAACCCACACCAACUGGAAACUACAUACAUUGGACAGAACUACUUCCACUUAUCAACAGCAUUUCAGAGGUUGUGGAUGACGUCUUAAAUAACUGUGUUGUCUAUGACCGAUUUUACGGCUUCUCAGAUACAGCAGUAAUGUACGAAGCCCUCAGAGAAGCAACAGCAAAUAAUAGAACCGUUAAGGUAAUCGAGUUCAAGAAAUCGGACAAGCUCCUCGAUAUGCAAUUUCGUCUGCAGCCAUCAGUUGUCGAAACAACGUACAAAUUUCAAGUGACUGAUAAACACUGGACACCAGCACCACGGCACGAAACAAAAGAAUCCAUGAAGUACUUUACGAGUGGUUUUAUUGACCUUCAAGACCAAGUGGAACGUGCCUACAUUUCAGUACUUACCAAAACAUCGCCAUCAGAUGACCCCUAUACUGAAGACUUUCUUCCAACUGAGAUGCAAUUCGUUCCAGCACCCUGUUACGAAGUGGAUCCAAUGCUACGUCUUUUCUCUCCCAACAUCCCACUUGUAAUCGUGGUUAUAUGGUUGUGCAACUACGUAAUAAAUGUUCGUGCAGUUGUCUACGAGAAGGAGAUUAGGUUGAAAGAAUUCACUAAAGUGAUGGGAAUGGGAAAUGCAGUACACUGGUUAAACUGGUUCACUGUUGGUUUCAUUAUGAUGACAGCCGCAAAUAUACUCGUUACAGUGCUUCUUAAAUGUGGUAAGGUAUUUCCACGAACAGACGGGUCUCUCCUCUUCUGCUGUUAUACGGCUUACAUUCUUGCUAUCCUUCCGCAAGCUUUCAUGACCUCCGUUUUCUUCACUAACGCUAGUUUGGCAGCUGUCUUCUCGGGCAUUUUCUAUUUCAUCAUGUUCAUCUUCUACUACCUGAUUAUCAUCUACGAAUUAGGUUUUGCUCCUCUGAUGAUCCUCACCUUCUCACCCCAAUGUGCAAUCGCUAUGACAUUCUCUCGGCUCAUGAAUCUAGAAGUUCAGGGUUUUGGUGGACAGUGGUCUAACCUCUGGACUAAUGACAUAUUCAACGAGUCUUUUCCUUUGGGUUUGUGUCUUCUAAUGCUCCUUGUAGACGGUCUGCUGGCUUGGAUUUGCGUAUGGUAUCUUGAAAAUGUUGUCCCUACUGACUACAGUCUCACGAGAAAAUGGUACUUCCCCUUCACACAAUCGUAUUGGACGGAAGUCUUCCACGGCCGCUUGAAGGCUCCCCGGACAAAUGAACAAAUGGAGCUGGUGAAUGCAGAUUUCGAUAUGGCCUUUCACGAACCUCCAGAUGCCGGUCUCAAUGUGGGUGUCUCGGUUCGCGGUUUGACCAAGCGCUUUGGGCGCAAAAAAAUUGUCGCGGUGAACAAUAUGUGGGUGGAUUUUUAUGAGAACCAAAUUACAUCAUUUUUGGGUCACAACGGAGCGGGAAAAACGACCACAAUUUCCAUUUUGACUGGUAUUUACGCUCCUUCAGCUGGCACGGCGUAUGUUUAUGGACAGGAUAUUAAUUACGAAAUGCCAGAAAUAAGAAAUCAUCUGGGAUUGUGUCCUCAACACAACAUUCUGUUUGAUAACCUUAGCGUAGCCCAACACAUUCGAUUUUACGGCUACUUGAAAGGUCUUUCUAAAGACGAAGUGGAGAAGGAAGUGAACCAAUUUUUGGUGGAGCUAAAGCUGGAACAUAAGGCGAAUGAGUUGUCAAAAAAUCUAUCAGGUGGACAAAAACGGCGGUUGUCAUUGGCAGCAGCGUUUGUCGGUGGUUCAAAAAUUGUCUUUCUGGACGAACCGACAGCCGGAGUUGAUCCGUCGUCUCGACGAACCAUAUGGAACUUAAUCUUUCGAUUCAAAGCAUCGAGAACAAUUAUCCUUACUACGCAUCACAUGGAUGAAGCAGACUUUCUAGGUGAUCGAAUCGCGAUUGUCUCACAAGGCAGGAUUAAAGCCAGUGGAUCUAGUCUCUUCUUGAAAUCCAAGUUUGCGAAGUACUACUACCUCAGCAUGGAGAAGUCUGACGGAGUAGUAAAAGCCGCAAAUACGGACUCCCAACUCACAAACAUUAUCUCGACCCAACUGGAGGGCUCAGAGUUGUCGACUUCAACGCCAACGGAGUGGGUGUUUACCCUCCCAGCCCCCAAGGCCUACGAUGAGGACGGAUUCGUCCGUCUUUUCACCUUCCUGGAGGAGAACAGCGCUAAGCUGUCAAAGGACUUCGGAGUGAAGGGGAUUGGCCUCUCUGACACCUCUUUGGAGGAGAUUUUCAUACUUCUUUCAGAUGAUCCAAGCAAGAUUAAGACCGUCAACCCAAUGACACAGAAAAAGCUGGCAUUUAUACGGAAGCUCUUUAAACGGCAUACCAAAUUCAGCAGCAUCAACAACAAUUCAUCCAACACAUCUUCCACAGACGCUGAUGGAGACACGGAUGAGGAUUCAGACCUUGAACCAGUAGUCGAGUUGCCAUCAAAAUACGAGUCGACAGCCGUGGUGCCAGCAGAAGCAGCUACAGUUGAACGCAACACUGGUUGUCGUCUUUACCUUCAACAGUGCCAUGCCUACUUAGCUAAGCGAAGACAGUGUGUUUUGCGCAGCAAACGUGGUUGGAUUCUGGAAAUUGCACUUCCAGCCUUCGCAGUGACCGUCAUGAUGGCUGUCAUAGCUUCCUAUUCCGUAGAUACUACUCAACCUAGCAUGCCACUUCAUCCUUGGCUCAUGUCAAGCAGAAAAAACAUUCCGCAUCUUCAAACUUUCUUCUCUAAUACACCUACAAAUAUCUCGUCAAUUCGUUCAAUCUCCGAUACCUAUUCUCAAGCCAUUGCUUCAGCCAGAGGCUGGUCAGGAACUCGUUGUCUACCGCACUUCGUGUAUAAGCUAAAGCCGGAAAAAUAUGCUUAUUGUAAUCUCAAGGACUAUACUGUGCCUAAUCCUUUGCCGGCACUCACUCCUGAAGGUAUUCUAGAGGUGCAGGCAUCGGAGAAAGUCAAUUGUUUCUGUAAAAAAGCUGACUUCUUCUGUCCUUCCGGAGCCACUGUGCUCCCACCCAACCAUCUCCUUCCCACAACGGAUUACUUGAUGAAUUUAACAAACUAUAACGUCUCCAACUACCUUCUCAAGUCGCGGAACUCGGCUAUCCUUAAACGCUAUGGUGGUUUCACAUUUAUGGUUACUAAGACUGGCUCAGCGGUGGUUUUGGCGAAAGUCCUUCUCUCCAAUCAGUCUCGAGUUGAGAACAUUUUUAAUUCGCUUUUCAAUAACUCGAAUGCCACAGCACUUGGCUUGAGGGUGGCGGAUUUUCUGCUGAAAGGUCUACCACCUACCCAGUAUUCACGAAUCUGGUAUCACAACAAGGGAUUCGCCUCCUCAGUAGCCUACCUCAAUGUCCUUCAUAACCUUCAGCUGCGAAUGCUAUUGGCUAAAAACAAGGUCGUCCCAGGUAAAGUGCUUCCUUCUGCUUCAUGGCUUUAA
Messenger RNA from Echinococcus granulosus, 4644 nucleotides. RefSeq names its product ATP-binding cassette sub-family A member 7. Gene Ontology annotation, biological process: transmembrane transport; lipid transport. Gene Ontology annotation, molecular function: lipid carrier activity; ATP hydrolysis activity; ATP binding. The coding region runs from base 1 to 4644 and encodes 1547 amino acids. NCBI's taxonomy places the organism in Eukaryota, Metazoa, Platyhelminthes, Cestoda, Cyclophyllidea, Taeniidae. The transcript is spliced from 2 exons. Gene Ontology annotation, cellular component: membrane; intracellular membrane-bounded organelle. The record is from RefSeq and is a predicted model, not a curated record.